ACGAAAGUAACGUGUUAGUCUCUCCUACGUAAUAUAUUGUAUGUUGCGGGGUUGACUCUUUAGGAACAAACACCAGAAGAAGACAAAGCGACGCGUUUCUUUAAGAAGAUGAUAUCGACAGCGCGUCAGGCUCUUCCACAGAGAAUGUAAUGUUAUGGACUGUGCAUUACGUUAGCUCACUGGCUAGCCUGACUUACAGCGAUUUCUAUGGAUAAACAUCUAUUAAUGAGGGAUUUUAGACAGCUACCAAACCACAGGUUCGUCUUUGGAAAAGUUCAAUCAUCCCACCGACUGUCAUGGACAACGUGAAGCCACGCAGCAAUGAUGAGGAUGAAGAGCUGCACUCUACAGACCAAGAGAGUAAAGAGAAGAGCAAAGAUAUAAAGCCCCUGUGUAAAGUCAAGUGGUCCCGAGAUGAGGAUGAAAAGCUGAAAAAACUGGUAGAGCAGCAUGGACCUGACUCCUGGAAACUAAUAGCUAACUUUUUUCCAGGGAGGACAGAUGGCCAAUGUCAGCACCGCUGGCAGAAGGUGCUCAACCCGGAGCUGGUGAAAGGACCCUGGACAAAGGAGGAGGAUCAAAAGGUUAUUGACCUGGUACACAAGUACGGCCCAAAGCGCUGGUCGGUGAUCGCCAAGCACCUCCAGGGGAGGAUUGGAAAGCAGUGCCGAGAACGCUGGCACAACCACCUCAACCCGGAGGUGAAGAAGUCUUCAUGGACUCAGGAAGAGGACAAGAUCAUCUACGACGCCCACAAACGACUGGGCAACCGCUGGGCGGAGAUCUCCAAGCUUCUUCCUGGACGGACAGACAACUCCAUCAAGAACCAUUGGAAUUCCACCAUGAGGAGAAAGGUGGAGCACGAGGGAUACCUGCAAGAUGGCUCCAAGAGUUUCACCUCCUCUCAUGCCGGACUGAAGAGACGCCACCACAGACCGUGUCCUCCAACGCCAACAGAGCUCCAGCACUGUGAUCGCAGUCCCCUGCCGAUACCGGGACCCAACCAGAUGGGGAGCUAUCCUUAUGAUCCUCACUGUAGACACUUGAUGGACGGUCUUCCUGAUAAUUCUGUCUUCGCAUCGCCGUUCUGCCCGGAUGAUCCCGACAGAGAGCAAAGAAUUAAGGAGCUUGAGCUGCUGCUUAUGUCAGCAGAGAAUGAAGUCCAACGACAAGUGCAGUGCAGAGGUCCACGUAGUGUGGAGCCGUACUCAGCCUGGUCCGACAGUGUGUCCGAUGACGCAUUGACUACGAGUAGCAGCAGCAUAGAGGAGCAGGCGGAGAGGAGGCCCUGGAGGGGGCCCGACGUCCCCCAAGGACCUCCACCACAGCUUCCUGUCUCCCCCAGCAAGUUCCUGGCUGUAGAGGCCAGUGCUGUGCUCUCCACCCUGCAGACCAUACCGGAGUUUGCUGAAACCAUGGAGCUCAUUGAUUCGAUGUGUUUUGCUCUGCAGGACCCCAUUGCAUGGAGCGACGCCGUCAGCUUCGACUUGUCGGAGACGGCGACGCCGCCCAGGCACAACCAGGCCGGCUACACCACUCUCCUGCAAGAGAGGACGAUUGACAAUUCAAUGGCCUUCACGGUCAACACUCCGCCUGCCGUCUCUGGUCGGGAUAAGAACUGUGCUUCAUUUGGUCUGGGCGCUGUCGCCUCCUUGACUCCUAUCAACUCCUCCAAACCCACCCAGGCAUCCACUGGGAGGAGGAGGAGGAGGGAUAGGGGGGAGCCAUCUCCUUCAUGUGACAGGACCUGCUCUUCCUUCCUGGAAAACAUCUCAAAUUCUCCCAAGAAAACGCCCACAAAGUCACUGCCGUUCACUCCGUCACGGUUCUGCAACAUAUCGGGGGCGGAGCAUCUGAAUCUGGAUAACCCCGCCCUCACCUCGACGCCUGUGUGUGGCCAAAGGUGUCUCCUCAACACGCCGCUCCACAAAGAGACCACACCUAAGCACCAGAAAGAGAAUGAUGGUUUACGAACCCCUAAAUUUCGUAAAACUGUCAUGAUUCCAACCCCGAGGACACCGACUCCUUUCAAAAAUGCUUUGGCUGCCCAGGAGAAAAUGCAUGGGCCACUAAAGAUGGAGCCACAGCCGCUGGCAUUUCUAGAAGAAGACAUUCGAGAAGUUUUGAAGCAGGAGACCGGAGCAGACAUCUUUAACAGAUCGGACCUCCAGCCAGACUACAGAGCAUGGAAGCAUAACAUCGGUGGCCCAGCUAGAAAGGUGCGCAAGUCUCUUGUGCUGGACCCCUGGGGGAAAGACUGCCCCAACGUGCAACUCUUCCAAGAGCAGCUCAACAACGCACACGUGCCAGAUGAAAGUAUACUGACAGGCUCUUCACUCGUCACACAAAUCCCUGAGCAAGAAGAGUGUAGCCGCUCGUCGCCCUCAUCGGUCCCCGUUCAUCCUCACCGCUUCAGUGGCCCCCGGAUGAAGAAGCUUCUCGCCUCCCACAAAGCACCAAAACAGGCCGCGGUACAGGUGAGUGAGUGGGAAGCAGUGGUUUAUGGGAAGACAGAGGACCAGCUGAUCAUGACGGAACAGGCCCGUCAGUACCUGAACCCCUACACGUCGUCCGGCUCUACCUCAAGGGCCCUGGUGCUUUAAAGCCGUCCCCUUCGCUGCGCAUGCGACACUACUACUACGCCCGUCCGACGACUAAAACCUCCACUGAUUCCUGUAAGAGACAAUCCAAUGAAGACAAAUGAUUUUAAAUAUUUCUUUGGAGCAGCAAUGCACUGCCAAGGAGGUCCACAAAAUAAAAUGCAUGGCUGCUGCGUUUUCAACACAUUUAUACUUCACUGCCCAAGUAGUUUCUUGUCCAUAGGUUCUGUAUUUCCCUUUGAAUACACAAAACCUGGCAACGUAAGCAGCUUUGUACAGGUAUGACAAGGCCAGACUUUCUCUCUGCACUCGUCGGUAAUGUUGAAACAACCUGCACAUACAGUAGGCUGUAGAAAUAGUGUGUAUUACUAGCAGUGACUGCUUCUGAGUUUUAUAUUGUUAAUAUAUUGUUUAAAUGACAAGAAAGACAUUUUUAUAAUGUAACGCUACUCAUUGCGUGUCUCCUCCAGCUUGUUGAGCUAAACUGCCCCGUUGCUGUUGUCAGAUGAAAACCACGUACAUGCAAAAUGUGUAGCUCUUUAAUUGACACCCGUGUAUUUUAUUUUUUUAAAUCACACCAUGUGUUUUUAACUAGACUCCUACAGUACAGAAGAUAAUGUCAACCAUGGCUUUGAAAUGAGAGAAACAGAAAUGCAGUUACGUGGUUUUUGUUGAGACAGCGGCGUUACGUUGCUGAACGCCGAUUCGUGGCGAUGUGAAGGUUUUGAGGAGGGAAAUAAGAAACUGUGUCAGUAUUGCACUACUGAGUUGAUUCGCUGAGGAAGGAGCAGCGUUUUGAAGGGCAAACUGGAUCGCACUUGUGAUGGUAUCGUUUUCUAACACGUUUCCUUUCCAAGGUCAUAGUGUCUGUCGAGACAUCGGUUGAAUGUAUUUCAUUGCAAUGUACAUGUGUAAAAACCUCAAAAUGGAAGGGUACCGUAAUGUUUAUUUGUUUUUAUUUAUUAUCUGACAGCCCUAAAGCUUAGAUAUUAAUAUAAAUCGGACACCGUGAGUUUUUAAGAAGUCUAACUUUGCUGACAAAACAGCCUAAAAAAAACCUCUAAACCAGUUUUCAUAUCAUCAGUGUUCUAUGACGAGCAUUUGGUUGAGAAGGAUUUACUUUUUAUGUGAAGGCUGUAGGUUUUAUUUAUUUAAUGUCUACUAAUUUAUUUAUUUCUAAAAAAAAAAAAAACAUUUAAAAGAAAUUAAUAAAGAAUUUUAUAGAUUUUUUUUUUUUUUUUUUUUUCUCUUUCGAAAUCAGGAUUGUGCUACCAUUCAGCUUCAUCACUCCAAGUUAGAAGAGCAUGCACUGCCUCUAAUUCAAUAUGCCAAUUUCUUCUCUAGCUAAUAAUCAUUGCGUAGUUGUAUCUGUGAUCUUGUAACAUGUAGCUAGGACUUUUUCUUCCUUUGAUUCAAAUGUGUUCUUCGCUAUUAGCUAGCAGGACUCCAUCUCCGACCUCUAAUCAUAGACAAAUUGCACUUUUUACUCGUUUAAUUUUAAAUGUGUGUCCAUUCUGAUGAUGUUAGCUCUCGUCCUUGUUUGAUUUUAAUGUUGGGCGUGUGUGUGUGUGUGUGUGUGUGUGUGUGUUAGACAGUUGUCUUCCUGUUUUGUAAUGAUUGCUGACAUUACAAUCCUGCUGCUUGAUUUUUAACAUGUUCUCCUGUUCUGCUGCAGAACUUUGUGCUUAUAUACACUACAUUGAAGCCUUAUGAAACACCUUUUUUUUUUUUUUUUUUGACAGACAAAUACAGCAAACACAGAUUAUCUUGAACUUGUGCGUAAGAACAAAGUGCUUAUUAAAUAUAAUGUAAAUAUGCACGAAUUUUUGGUGUUUUUUGGUCUGAAGAACUGCACAUGUGCUUCCAUGUUAACAGGCUGACUCGUGUCAUUUUUAACCAUCUUGAAACAAAUCUAUAAUCCGGUGAAGUAUCACUACAGUCUUCUUUGUAUUAUCGGCAUUAGCAAAGUAUCAAUCUGGAUUAUCCUGCAUUAAGCAUUUAAGUGAGAAUAAGAAGGGAAUCUUGUCAGGGAGAUCAAGUGGAAAGAUCAGGAGUGUACAACUCUAAAACAGAAAGUAGACUAACAGCCACAUUAGACUGUUCUUUAAUCUGGUGGCUGAGAAGUGUCUAAUCUGUAUAUAAUUGUGUUAUGUGUUCUGUUUGUUGGUUUGACUUGUGUUUGUACAUUCCAUUUGUUAAGUCCAAGUUGAUAUGUUUGUACGUUAACAACAUUUGGCCAUGUAACAUCACAGGAUAGCAGCAGCUCUUUUAUACUACUGUAGUUAUGCAUGAGCAAUACACAAGAUGCUGGACUUUGCUUUAAUUGAAGAGGUGAAUCACAGAUGUAACACACACUGUAUGAUGUAACACACACUCUGUUUUUGUAGAAUUUUCAGUCGAAAUCAUAACCAAGGUACCAUAGAAAU
This is a messenger RNA of Anarrhichthys ocellatus (wolf-eel), 5026 nucleotides long. RefSeq names its product v-myb avian myeloblastosis viral oncogene homolog-like 1 (gene mybl1). NCBI's taxonomy places the organism in Eukaryota, Metazoa, Chordata, Actinopteri, Perciformes, Anarhichadidae. Gene Ontology annotation, cellular component: nucleus. Gene Ontology annotation, molecular function: RNA polymerase II cis-regulatory region sequence-specific DNA binding; DNA-binding transcription factor activity, RNA polymerase II-specific. The transcript has 16 exons. The coding region runs from base 297 to 2603 and encodes 768 amino acids. The record is from RefSeq and is a predicted model, not a curated record. Gene Ontology annotation, biological process: regulation of DNA-templated transcription.